Messenger RNA from Culicoides brevitarsis, 2440 nucleotides. RefSeq names its product palmitoyltransferase ZDHHC20-B. The coding region runs from base 299 to 1687 and encodes 462 amino acids. NCBI's taxonomy places the organism in Eukaryota, Metazoa, Arthropoda, Insecta, Diptera, Ceratopogonidae. The transcript is spliced from 7 exons. The record is from RefSeq and is a predicted model, not a curated record. Gene Ontology annotation, molecular function: palmitoyltransferase activity.
UGUCAAAUCGAUAUCAUCACUGGAUUGGAUGAAACACACAAAAAUACAAAAAAGGAAAUUUUUUAUUCCUUUGUGUCGUCGAUAAAAGCGCAAAUUCUCCACAAAAAUUCCAGCGCGUUUCUCCAAAAAUUUUUUUAAUCGCUAAAAAUCCAGUGAAAUAUCAGAAAUUUUUUUACUGAGAUUUUUUUUUAUAUGAGAAAUAAAGACAAAUCAAUGUCUGACGACCCAGCCCCAUUCAUCCAUGAAAAUUAGUGCAACCACUUUAGGCAACAUUUAGUGUUCGUAGCUCGUAGAAAAAAUGUCACAAAACUACCAAAACUACUCGAGACCGAGUAGGCGGAGUGGCCCGUGUGAUUGUUGUGUGCGAGCUGUUAAAUGGAUUCCCGUGCUGUUUAUUUUCUCCAUCAUCUGUUGGAGUUACUACGCAUUUGUCGUGCAAUUGUGCUUCAUGACUGUUGAAAAUGUUGCUGAACGCGUUAUCCUGAUACUCCUUUAUCACGUAUUUUGCUUCCUGUUUUUAUGGAGUUAUUAUCAAACAAUUUUCGUUGAUAUUGCCUUAGUACCGCCGGAGUUUCGUCUCAAGAGUACGGAAGUGCAGAAAAUAUACUCGGCCGAGUCAGAAGUUGAACAACGAGAAAUUUUGGAGCAAUAUGCACAGAAUUUGCCAAUUACAAAUCGAACAAUUACGGGAGCGAUUCGUUUUUGUGACAAAUGUUGCAUUAUUAAGCCAGAUCGGGCGCAUCAUUGUUCCGUUUGUGGCGAUUGCGUUCUGAAAAUGGAUCAUCACUGUCCAUGGGUUAACAAUUGCGUGAACUUCAGCAAUUACAAAUUUUUCAUACUGUUUUUAGGGUAUGCUCUACUCUACUGUAUAUACAUUGCGUUAGCUUCUCUUCCGUAUUUCAUACAAUUUUGGAAGGGUCAUCUCGAAGGCAUGGGUCGCUUUCACAUCCUUUUCCUCUUUUUCGUAUCUGUGAUGUUCGCGAUAAGUUUAGUCAGCUUAUUUGGGUAUCACAUUUACCUUGUUUUACUGAACCGAACAACGUUAGAGGCAUUUCGUGCCCCAAUUUUCCGCAUCGGAGGUCCCGACAAACAUGGCUUCAGCUUGGGACAUCUCAACAAUUUCCAAGAGGUUUUCGGCGAUGACAAACGUUUCUGGUUUCUUCCUGUUUUUACAAGCCUUGGCAACGGCGUUUCUUACCCCUGCCAAUCACAACACCAACAACCUCCCAACUAUGAAUCAAUGGGCGCAACAACGACAACACCCAACGGCCAUUCAAGCAACAUGAAUAACUUUUCCGCGAACUCCUCCGCUUCCAUGAAUAACAAUCACUCUAACCUAAGUAGCAAAAGUGAGAGCAGUCUCGGCGAUGGUAUAACGUAUCCCGUACGUUUCAUGGAUGAAGAUGCCGAAUCCUUGCUUGGCGGCGAAGAUCGGCGUCAUGAUGAGCGCGCCACUUUUCGACCGAUCGUUAUGAAUGGCACGCAACAAAGACAACAUGUCACCCUGAAACCGUAUCACGAUGACCUGGAAGAAGAAGAUGACGAGGAAAAUGAUGAAGUUUUUACGCGACAACAACCACAAUCGAGACGCCCUCUGUCGGACGAUGAUGUAGUUGUUAGUUACGAAAGAUCGCCCCAAAAUGGCGGGAAAUCAAAUAACGAUCACACGAUCAUUGAUUUUGCGUAAAAGUUUUUUUAUGGUUUAGGUUAAGGGGAAUUGUGGUUGGCUCAAAGAUAGAAUUUAUUUGUGUACUUAGAGAAGAAAAAUUUAGAGACUUGACUUUUAGAAAAGGGCUCCUUCCCCUUGUGAGACUGAAUUCUUAUGAAAUUAAAAAAAAAUCAUUCCGAUUGAAAGAAAUAUUUCCGUACGAAAGAUGACAAAACAUUCCUUGACAAGAAAAAUCCUAAAUUAUUUAAGAGUAAAGUAGAUAGAAAAUUAAUUAUAAGCGUUGUUGAGAUACAAAAAAAAAAACAAAGAAAUUUAAUGUGAGAAUUUGUACGUGUAAGUUUUAGUUAGUAAUUAGGCGGAUUUAAUUAGGAAAAAUGUUUCAAUUUUUGUUUUUAUCAAAUUUUUCAAAAACUCUUAAAUUUUAUAGCAAAAAAAUUUAAUUUUAAAUUAAUUUGGUAAAAAAUAAUUAAAAUUUAUUAAAAAUUAACAAAAAUUUCAUAAACGUCAAUUCAAAAAAUGACAGUUAAAAAUUUGAGAAUUACUUUUUGCUAAUUCAAAUUAAGUUAAAGUUCAAUUUUUUAAUAAAAUUGCCAAAUUGAUGUCAAAUUAUGAAAUAAUUUUCAUUUUUUUUAAAUUUUGACAGAAAAUUUUGUAAAUGUCAAUUCAAAAAAUAACCGUUAAAAUUUGAAAAUCGCUUUUUUGCUAAUUCAAUUACAUUUAUAGUUCAAAUUAUUCAUAAAAUUACUAAAUUUAGGUAAAAUUUUUGUUGUU